Molecule: messenger RNA, 3396 nt
Organism: Jatropha curcas
Lineage: Eukaryota; Viridiplantae; Streptophyta; Magnoliopsida; Malpighiales; Euphorbiaceae
Product: putative disease resistance RPP13-like protein 1
Molecular function (GO): ADP binding
Source: RefSeq, a predicted model, not a curated record
UAAACAGCGGCAUUUGGGAGGAGAAAAGCGACAUUCUUCCAGCAUUAAAGUUGAGCUAUCACCAUCUUCCAUCUCAUCUGAAACAGUGCUUUGCUUAUUGUGCAAUUUUUCCAAAAGAUUACGAAUUCGAUGAGGAUGAGUUGGUUCUACAAUGGAUGGCAGAGGGAUUUCUACAGCACGCACAGGAAAUGAAGCAAAUGAAACGCUGGGGUCAUCGAUAUUUCCAUGAUUUAUUAUGGAGAUCCUUUUUUCAACAAUCUACUGGCAAUAAAUCACGAUAUGUGAUGCAUGACCUGGUCAAUGAUCUAGCUAAAUCUGUAAGUGGAGAAAUAUGCCUUCAUUUGGAGGAUGAUGGGUUGAAGGGCAUAAAAUCACAUGCAAACGUUCGCCAUUCAGCAUUCACUUGUCAUCGCUAUGACAGGUACCAAAGAUUUGAAGGCUUUUAUGAGAUGAGUAAUCUGCGAACAUUCUUAGCAUUAUCCACUCAUCAAUGGGAACAUAAUUUUUUAUAUAUUAGAGUGGUGCAUGACAUAGUGCCAAAACUGAAACGUUUAAGGGUGCUAUCAGUAGCUCAAUACAGGUUUGAAGAGUUGUCAAGUUCAAUUGGUGCCUUAAAGCAUUUACGAUAUCUUGACUUGUCUUACAACACUGGGAUUAUAAGAUUGCCUAAUUCACUGAGUAAUCUUCAAAACUUGCAGACACUGAAGUUAUGUGGGUGUCGCAAUCUUAUUGAGUUGCCGACAGGCAUUGGCGCUUUAAUCAAGUUGAUGCACCUCGAUCUUAAAGGUACGGAGGCUUUGCAGGAGAUGCCAUUGGGGGUAGCUAAUUUGAUAAAUCUUCAAACAUUGUCUAAGUUUAUGGUGGGAAAAGGAAGUAAUUGCCUUGGAAUUAGAGAGCUAAUGAACCUCCCUCAUCUAGAAGGACAACUUCGUAUUGAAGAGCUACAGAAUGUGGCAAGGAAUGAAGGUACAAAUCUCGUUGAUUUAAAGAAGAUUGAGAAUCUUGGUGAUUUGGCCUUGGUAUGGACCGAUAAAUUGCGUGAUUCACCAUGCGAAGAGGAUCAUGAAUUCCAGGUUCUCAACAUGCUAGAACCUCAUCAAAAGUUGGAAAGGCUUUUGGUUCGAUUUUAUGGCGGUAAGAAAUUUCCUUUGUGGAUAGGAGAUCCUGCAUUCACAAAUAUGGUGGAUCUAGAGCUCUCUAAUUGUCGGAAUAUUACGUUGCUACCACCACUAGGUGGACUACCUAAACUUGAAAAGCUGAGCAUCAAAGGCAUGGAUGAACUGCUAGAAGUAAGGCUUGAGCUUUCCCCGUCUCUUGAGAUUCUAGAAAUUGAGGAUAUGUUGAAGUUGAAGCAAUGGGCUCACUCUGAUGACGUCAAUGUAGAGGUUACAAGAAAAUUUCCUAGACUAAGUGAAAUUACGAUAUUCAAUUGUCCUAAAUUGGUUGUGACAUUGCCUACCUCCCUUCCUUCCCUUGAGGAAUUGGACAUUUGUGGAUGUCAAGAUAUUAUUCUCGAAAGUGUGCAUGACCUAUGUUCCCUUCAAAACUUGUCCAUUCGGCGUAUUUCAGCGCUUGAAAAUUUACAUCAAGUGGUUACGCAGUCCUUGGUGGCGCUAGAAAAUCUGUCUGUUGUUAAUUGCAGCCAAUUGAUACACCUGUGGCAGGGUUCAACUAAUUUAGACAAACUUUCUUGCUUGAAAUCUUUACGGAUCGUAGGUUGUCAGAGGCUAGUGUCAUUGGUAGGAGGAGAAGAAGGGAAUUUGCCUUGCAAUCUUGAAAUUUUGAAAAUAUGGGAAUGCGAUGGAUUGGAGAAUCUGCCAAAUGGGUUGCAAACCCUCACAUCUCUUAGAGGGCUGAGCAUCCAUUGGUGUCCAAAACUUGUGUCCUUCCCAUCUGCAGGUUUACCUUGUAGUCUUAAAAGUCUCGAAAUCGUAUAUUGUCCUUCUCUGAAGUCCUUGCCUCAGGGCAUUUUGCAUGAUAGUAACGCCAGGAAUGAGAUAUCUCAUCUUGAGGUUGUGAGUGUCGGUGGAUGUCCAUCUCUUACAUCGCUUCCAAUUGGUGAAUUUCCCUAUUCAAUUAAAAAUAUUGACAUUUGCUUUUGGACGACUCGACUUUUGGAUUCAUUUCAUAAUAGGUUCUCGAAUCUCACCAAAUUAGCAAUAUAUGACUCUGAGUUGGAGUCUUUCCCAGAAAGUGGAUUGGCCAUCCCAAACCUUAGCCGUUUAACCAUCCGCAACUGUGGGAAUUUGAGGCUGCUUCCCAAUCAAAUCCAAAAUCUCACAUCUCUUCACGAUUUAGAGAUACAUAGUUGUGGAGAUCUGGUGUCCUUUCCAGAUGAGGGUUUACCUCCAAACCUUACUUCUUUAUCCAUAUUGCGGUGUGAGAAUUUGAGAUCUCUUCCCAAUCAAAUGCAAAAUCUUACAUCUCUUCAACGUUUACAAAUGUGUAACUGUGGAGGUCUGGUGUCCUUUCCAGAUGGCGGUUUACCUCCAAAACUUGGUCGUCUUACAAUUUCGAAUUGCAAGAAUCUGAAACAGCCAAUCUCAGAGUGGAGACUCAAAACACUCGCCUCUCUCACCUGUCUCACAAUCGCAGGGCCAUGUCCAAGUACAGAUAUGGAUUCCUUCCCAGAUGAGAAGGGCCCAUUGCUUCCCUCUUCCCUAACCUCUCUUCAGAUCGGAGAUUUUAAAAAUCUGAAAUCAAUAUCCAGGGGCAUUCACCAUCUCACCUCUCUUGAUGCAUUAGUAAUUCGAAAUUGCCCUAAACUCCAGUCCUUUCCCAAGGAAGGCCUCCCAAGCACGCUUGAAAGCUUGGCAAUCUUCGAGUGUCCCCUCCUGGAAAGACGAUGCAGAAAAGAGAAAGGAGACUAUUGGCGCUUUAUUGCCAAUAUCCCCAGUUUCAUACAAAAGAGCCCUGAAAUACAGUGAGGUCUGCAAAAACCGGGACUGCUUAGGAGUCUGAGAUUGUCAUAAUCGUCUCAAAUCCAAUCCCUGCUGGUAAGGAUAAAACUUUCAUGGAUUAUUUUCUAUGUUUUUGGUUUCUACAAUCUACAACUGUAAUUUUAUAAAGACUGCUAUUAGUUAAGCUUGCAGAGUUUGGUGAGAUACUCCAAAUUUUCUACUGAUGUUUUAUUUUCAGAUGUUAUUCAGCCAUGUAUAUUUUCACUUAGCAUAUCUAAUCCUAGGAGGGGUGUAUGGGGGAGGCCUGUUGGUCGGGUUUAGAUGGAUUAGUUAUGUUAAGUUUUCCUGGAUGAUGUUUUUAAUAAUAAAUUUUAAUUUUCAAAAAAAAAAAAAAAAAAAAAAAAAAAAAAAAAAAAAAAAAAAAAAAAAAAAAAAAAAGACUACAAUCCUGUUUCUGCUACAUAUGACUAUAAUGAGCAUUGUUACCAAUUUAUCA